This is a messenger RNA of Anisakis simplex (herring worm), 783 nucleotides long. NCBI's taxonomy places the organism in Eukaryota, Metazoa, Nematoda, Chromadorea, Rhabditida, Anisakidae. The record is from the annotation of a GenBank genome assembly.
AUGCAAUGGACACAAAGUAAUGAGAAAACAGCGAUUCAGUGUUUGAGUAGUCAAAAUUGGAAUUUGGAGUUGGCGUGUGAUGCGUAUUAUCAAAAUCCACAUCUUUACAUUUGCUAUGCGGAUGCAAUCGAUCAAAAAGCACUUCAAACAUUCUUUCAUCGAUAUGCAAAUGGCUAAUGUCAGUUGCUGUGGUGUGCUUUCCCAAUUUUACGUAUCGAAAUGCGGUUUUCAGAUCGACAAGAUGGAGAUCCAAGUCGUAUCGGGCCGCAUGGAAUGCUCAAGCUAUUAACGGAUCUCGGUUUGGAUCCCACCGAGAGGACUGUGCUGGUGUUGGCUUGGAAACUCAAAGCUCAAACACAGUGCGAAUUUUCUUGGCAGGAAUUUAGUACGGGUCUUACUGAUAUGAGGGUUGACUCAAUCGAUAAAUUAAAAUCAAAAUUACCAUCGCUGAAUGACGAAUUAAGAGAUCCACACAAAUUUCGUGACUUUUAUCAAUUCACAUUUAAUUAUGCUCGUGUUUCUUCACAAAGGACUCUUGAUGUUGAAACAGCAAUAGCGUAUUGGGAUAUCGUAUUCGGUGGUAGCUUCGGAUACCAGUCUCUUUGGGUUAAAUUCCUUCGUGAAAAGGGUGUACGCGCAAUCUCUCGAGAUACGUGGAAUCUUUUGCUGGACUUCUCGCAGACGAUUCGAGCUGAUUUUAGUAAUUAUGAUUCCGAAGGCGCAUGGCCAGUACUCAUUGAUGAGUUUGUGGAAUAUGGUAAAAGUAUGAUCAGUAAUACAUGA